This is a messenger RNA of Penicillium pulvis, 2013 nucleotides long. It is a transcript of the gene clf1, whose product is annotated as putative cell cycle control protein (Cwf4). Gene Ontology annotation, biological process: spliceosomal complex assembly; mRNA splicing, via spliceosome. The transcript is spliced from 2 exons. Gene Ontology annotation, molecular function: protein binding. Gene Ontology annotation, cellular component: Prp19 complex; post-mRNA release spliceosomal complex; U2-type catalytic step 2 spliceosome. Bases 1 to 2013 code for a protein of 670 amino acids. The record is from RefSeq and is a predicted model, not a curated record. NCBI's taxonomy places the organism in Eukaryota, Fungi, Ascomycota, Eurotiomycetes, Eurotiales, Aspergillaceae.
AUGGAGGCGUCACGAGGCCCUCCCCGGGUCAAGAACAAGGCCGCUGCGCCGAUCCAGAUCUCUGCGGAGCAGUUGCUCCGCGAGGCCGUGGACCGGCAAGAGCCUGGCCUUCAGGCCCCGACACAGCGCUUCGCUGACUUGGAAGAGCUCCACGAGUACCAAGGCCGCAAGCGCAAGGAAUUCGAGGACUAUGUGCGCCGCAACCGUAUUAACAUGAACAAUUGGAUGCGCUAUGCAGCAUGGGAACUAGAGCAGAAAGAAUUUCGGCGCGCGAGAUCAAUCUUCGAGCGUGCCCUCGAUGUCGACUCGACCUCCGUCGUCUUGUGGAUUCGGUACAUUGAAGCGGAGAUGAAAACCCGGAACAUUAAUCACGCUCGCAACCUCCUCGACCGCGCUGUGACGAUUCUUCCCCGUGUCGAUAAGCUCUGGUACAAAUAUGUCUACAUGGAGGAGACUCUUGGAAACAUCCCUGGUACUCGGCAGGUCUUCGAGCGCUGGAUGUCGUGGGAGCCUGAAGAGGGAGCAUGGGGCUCUUAUAUCAAGAUGGAGAAGCGGUAUAAUGAGUUUGACCGAGCACGCGCGAUCUUCCAGCGCUUCACGAUAGUGCAUCCUGAACCGAAGAACUGGAUCAAAUGGGCUCGUUUCGAAGAAGAGUAUGGAACGAGUGAUUUGGUCCGCGAGGUGUACGGCAUUGCGAUCGAGACAUUGGGAGAGGACUUUAUGGAUGAGAAGCUCUUUUCAGCUUAUGCCAAGUUCGAGGCUAAGCUGAAGGAGUUUGAGCGCGCUCGGGCGAUUUACAAAUAUGCCCUCGAUCGCCUACCGCGCUCUAAAUCGAUGAUCCUGCACAAGGCCUACACAACUUUCGAGAAGCAGUUUGGUGACCGGGAAGGCGUCGAAGACGUCAUCCUGUCCAAGCGCCGAGUCCAAUAUGAGGAGCAGCUCAAGGAGAACUCUAGGAAUUACGAUAUCUGGGUUGACUUUGCACGACUUGAGGAAACCGCGGGCGAUCCGGAGCGUGUACGAGACAUCUACGAACGUGCCAUUGCACAGAUCCCCCCUUCACAAGAAAAGCGACACUGGCGCCGCUAUAUCUAUCUCUGGAUCUUCUAUGCUAUAUGGGAAGAGAUGGAGGCCAAGGAUAUUGAGCGUGCGCGUCAGAUCUACCAGGAAUGCAUUAAGCUGAUUCCCCACAAAAAGUUUACAUUUGCCAAGGUCUGGUUGAUGAAAGCGCAAUUCGAGAUCCGACAGAUGGAAUUGCAAACUGCACGGAAGACAUUGGGUAUGGCGAUCGGCGCUUGCCCCAAGGACAAGCUUUUCCGAGGCUACAUCGACCUAGAGCGGCAGCUAUUUGAGUUCGUCAGAUGCCGAACCCUCUACGAGAAGAAGAUCGAAUGGAACCCCUCCAACAGCCAAUCUUGGAUUCAAUAUGCCGAACUUGAACGUGGCUUGGAUGACCAAGAGCGCGCGCGGGCCCUCUACGAGUUGGGCAUUGAACAGCCGACUCUUGACAUGCCGGAACUGGUGUGGAAAUCCUACAUUGAAUUUGAGGAGGAAGAAGAGGAGUACGAGCGCGUUCGUGCGCUGUACGAACGUCUCCUCGCCAAGACAGACCACGUGAAGGUGUGGAUCAAUUACGCCCGAUUCGAAGUCAAUAUACCCGAGGAGGAAGAAGAGGAAGAAGAGGAGGAGCGGCCGGUCAGCGAGGAUGCCAAGCGUCGUGCCCGUGCCGUCUUCAACCGGGCUCACAAGGUGUUCAAGGACAAGGAGAUGAAGGAAGAGCGCGUGGAGUUACUCAAUGCUUGGCGUUCGUUCGAGAACACUUACGGCUCGCCGGAGGACAUCGACAAGAUCGAGAAGCAGAUGCCGCGGCGGGUCAAGAAACGCCGCAAGUUGGAGGACGAUCGGUACGAGGAGUACAUGGACUACGUGUUCCCUGCGGACGACCAAUCAGCCGCGAAUCUAUCGCGGCUGCUCCAAAAGGCGCACCAGUGGAAACAGAGUGGGCAGACUUAG